UGCAGAAACGAUUUGCCAAUUUUGCUGUAAAGAAAUUCACCUAGACGAUAUAUUUGAUCCUCUGCGGCGUUUGGGAAAUUAUAUUUGGUGUGAAAUUAAUAACUGAACCUGGGGUCCAUAUAUUCAUAACCCACAAAUAAUAAAAAUCAAGAACAAAUUAUUUUAGGAAAAAUCAAUUAACAACAACAAAGUCUUUUGUUCAUAUAGAAACAUAGAAUUCAAUUGUCAGUAAAGAUGUCGGAACCUCAGUCGUCGCUGUUGUUGAAAAAACAAUUGGCAGAAUUAAACAAGAACCCAGUUGAAGGCUUCUCAGCCGGUUUGAUUGAUGAAAAUGACAUAUUUCGAUGGGAAGUACUUAUAAUUGGUCCUCCAGAUACAUUAUAUGAAGGUGGAUUCUUUAAAGCUCAUUUAUACUUCCCAAAAGAGUAUCCAUUGCGUCCACCACGUAUGAAGUUCGUAACAGAAAUUUGGCAUCCUAAUAUUGAAAAAAAUGGUGAUGUAUGCAUUUCGAUUCUACAUGAACCUGGUGAUGAUAAAUGGGGAUAUGAAAAGGCUUCAGAACGUUGGUUACCUGUUCAUACAGUUGAGACCAUUUUGAUAUCAGUGAUAUCGAUGCUCGCCGAUCCAAAUGAUGAGUCACCAGCUAAUGUAGAUGCUGCCAAGGAAUGGAGAGAAGCGUAUCCAGAUUUUAAGAGAAAAGUUGCACGUUGUGUCAGAAAGAGUCAGGAAGAAUGCUCGUAGAACUCGCCGUCGCCUGUAUUUGUAUAUUUAUAUUAAAAAUUUGAUACCAACAUCAAAAACAAAAAAAAAAGAAAAAUCAUAAUGAAAAACAAAACACUGAAACUUAAAAAGCAAGCAAAACUUUAUAGUUUGUUCAACUUACGCGUCGUCAAAAAGCUGCAUUUGCAAAAGGAAAAAAUAUAAAAAUUAAACUCUUCAAAUGCAUAUUUAUUUCUCUAAAUUGUCAAAGAGUUUAUUAAUAUUAUCUUUGCCUAAACCAAGAUUCCGAAAUUAUGAAAACUACAUUACCAAUUUAGGAAAUAUUCAAUAACACCAAUUUCAAUAAAUCCGUUUUUAAAUUCUUUAAACUGAA
This is a messenger RNA of Calliphora vicina (urban bluebottle blowfly), 1093 nucleotides long. RefSeq names its product ubiquitin-conjugating enzyme E2 G1-like. The record is from RefSeq and is a predicted model, not a curated record. The transcript is spliced from 3 exons. Gene Ontology annotation, biological process: protein polyubiquitination; ubiquitin-dependent protein catabolic process. NCBI's taxonomy places the organism in Eukaryota, Metazoa, Arthropoda, Insecta, Diptera, Calliphoridae. Gene Ontology annotation, molecular function: ubiquitin conjugating enzyme activity. The coding region runs from base 235 to 741 and encodes 168 amino acids.